This is a messenger RNA of Trichosurus vulpecula (common brushtail), 2831 nucleotides long. It is a transcript of the gene COMMD6, whose product is annotated as COMM domain containing 6. The transcript is spliced from 5 exons. Gene Ontology annotation, molecular function: NF-kappaB binding. The record is from RefSeq and is a predicted model, not a curated record. Lineage: Eukaryota; Metazoa; Chordata; Mammalia; Diprotodontia; Phalangeridae. The coding region runs from base 141 to 377 and encodes 78 amino acids.
GGCUGUCAGCAUCCCUUUGAGCUGACUAUGGAGGGGUUGUGUCAGCAGCCGCAGGAGGCCAAAUCCGAGGUCACUAACCAGGGAUCUGUGAUUUCUUCUGUGGAGUGGACCACUUUAGGAUGUUUUCAAGUCACAGUUGAAUGAGCACUUACAGAUGGAAUUCCUCUUCAGGACUUCUAGAUCUUCAGUGGAAAAUGGGUAUGGCGGUGAGCUCAGACAGUUGCAGGUCUCUUAAGUCUCCUUUUGUUGCAGUGACGCUAAAACUGGCAGAUCAGUCAGGCCAGAUUACGAACAAGUCAUUUGAAAUGACAAUUCCACAAUUUCAGUAUUUCUUCAAGCAAUUCAAAGAAAUGGCUGCUGUUAUUGAAACUGUGUAAGAACUGCUUACUUUGUUGCAAAGUCUGUAUAACUUUUGUAAGAUAGCAUGUGUCUCUUGAUGUAAAUACAAUUGCAUAGUGAUUAAAUGCUGUUUGUUAAAUGAAGAUAUAAUUUCUUUGUCAUUUUCAUAGGGUGAGAUAGUACUGUUAUUUUAGUCUUUAUUCAUGUGUCAGACUGCUCUAGAAUCUCAUAUCAUCUAAAUAAAUAUGGUGUUGAGAAUUACAAAUAACUUGACAAAACAAAGAAAGCUUAAAUAAGGAAGUUCAAAAGAACAUGCAGUAAUUUGUAGGAUUAGUGGAACAGUUGGUGGCAUAAGAGGGGAUAGAUAAAAUUAACUUAUUAAAGAAGUUCAGGUUCAAAAAGUAGUGUGAUCAGAAUAUAAAUCUAUGAAGCUAUCAAUAUAUUAGAAACUGGACAGAACUAUUCUUGUGUGGUGGCACAAGCAGAGAGAAGAUGGACUCCUCUAUCUAGACCAAUCUAUGCAAAACAUUCUGAGUUCUUCUUUGCGUUAGAGACAGAAAAAGAUUUUGAUGCAUCAUCUUACUAGCUAAUGUGAUCUGAGCAAAGAUAUGGCAUUGGGAGGCUACACAGAAAUAACUGCCAGUUUUAUAGCAAAUUUCAGAAAGUAUCUGUGCAAGAUUUCAGAGUUAAGAAAUGGUAUUCUUUUGGAAGUGUUACCCAGCAAGGAUAUUUGUGUUAAAAAUGCUUAUAAAUGUGUCCCUGUGCCUGAAUGAGAGGAUUAUAGAUUUUAGAAAUGGAAGAGACUUUUUAGGUCAGCUAGUUCAACCCCCAUUUGAGGCCCAGAGAGUUCGUAAUUUGCACAGAGUCACAUUGAUAGGAAGUGAGAGAGACAAAAUUUGAACCUAGGUCCUCUGACUCUAAAUCCAGGACCCUUUUCACUAGACUACACUACUGUGGUCCAUAUACCAUGAAGAUAUGUGAACUGAGAGUUAGGAGACUUGGACUCUGAUCUCCAUUCUCCCACUAAGUUACUUCCUAGGGUAAGUCAUUUAAUCUCUGUUAUCUUUGCUUAUUUGUAAAAUGAGAGGGUUGGGCCAAAUCUCUAAGCUCCCUUCUACCUCUAAAAUUUUAUAGUCAUAGGAAAACCUGAAUUACUCUUAUGUCAAGUGAACAGUUUUUCUAAACUUAAACUUUAUGUGAUAGAACAAAGAACCCACAUUUAUUUCUAGGAAUCAAAACUUCAAAUUUAUUGGUGUUUUCUAAAAGGAGCUUGGUUGUAUCAUUCUGUUUUCAAAUGAUAGCAUGGAAAACAUUUUGUGCUACAGAUUUGAAAACAUUUGAAAUUUAGAGACCUAACCAAAAAAAGCCGUGUGUCUUUUAAUGAAAAUAUUCUUGCAUUAAGUUGGUGGUAAAAUACUUGGUCCUUCCACCUGAAAAGUGACCCCUGGUAGAAUCCAGUCAGAUGCUAUUUUGCCAGUUCUACCUCCACAUUUCUCAUGUCCAUGGAAUUGGUGACAUUUGAGUUCAGUCUUGAAGGAGGACAAUUUAAAUUAUUGCAGUUGGGGGUGAGGUGGGGAGAGGAAAUCCAUUUUGGCUACCUGAGAAUGGUGUAUACAGCUAUGCUGAGAUAGAAAUCAAGAUGAGUUUGGGAAUUGUGAAUAAUUCCAGUUUAACUAGAACUUAGACUAUAUGUAGGUAAAUAGGACAAAAUACUACUACAAACCAAUUGAAUUGUAGGAGACCCUGAAUGCCAAGCUAAGCUGUUUAUAUUUUAUUUGGGAGUCAUUGAGAAGCUAGUUAGAUUUUUGAACAAGGGAAUGAUGUAAUCAGAGUUGUGCAUUAGAAUCAUUUGAAUCAUCAGACCUCUGAAUCAAGAACUAUUUCUCUGGCAGGAAUAUAGUGGGUUGGAAAUGGGAGAGACUAGAAACAGGGAGAGCAUUUAGGAGACUAUUAUAGUAGUCCAAGCAAAGGAUAACAAGGGCCUGGCCUAGAGUGUUUCAGUAGGAGUGGUAGGGAGCAGCUAGAUGCAAGAAUGAAUUGUAAUAACCACAAGAAUGCAGCUUCAAAACCAACUUUGACAUUAGUCUACAUGCUACUACACUACCGAAAUUUACCAACUUGGAUUCAUUAAGAAAUUUGGAAAUUAAAAGAUUUGACCAAGAAAACUAUUGCUAUAAAUUGUAUCUCAUCUAAGGCAAAUGCUGUCAUUGAAUAAGUUUUUGUGUGUUUCAUCUGUCACUCUUAAAAACGUAUGUAGUCAUAAUUCACUUAAUGACUUUAGACAAAAUUAUAGGGGCAGUUAAUUCUAUAAAACCAAUGUUUAAAAAAUAAUUUUAAUUUUCCAAACUUGACAAACACCAAAAAACCAAACAUUGUCAUAUACAAAGAACAAAAAAAGAUUGUAUACAGAAUCAUGAAUUUCCAGUAUGUACGGUUUUUUCAUUAUGUUUAUAAUAAUAUAAUGAAAUAUAAUAAAUUCAACAUGCCAGUUU